This is a messenger RNA of Malania oleifera, 1344 nucleotides long. RefSeq lists its product as uncharacterized. Bases 1 to 1344 code for a protein of 447 amino acids. NCBI's taxonomy places the organism in Eukaryota, Viridiplantae, Streptophyta, Magnoliopsida, Santalales, Ximeniaceae. The transcript has 3 exons. The record is from RefSeq and is a predicted model, not a curated record.
AUGGUGGAAAACAUAUAUUUAGUCCAGGAGAUAGUGAGGAAGUACGCAAGGAAAAGAGUGUCUCCCAGAUGCUUGUUAAAGGUGGACUUAAAAAAAGCUUAUGACAUGAUGGCCUGGAAUUUUAUCAAAGAGAUGUUGAUAAAACUAAACUUUCCUGGAAGAAUGGUAAAGUGGGUGGAGCAGUGCAUUACCACUACCAGUUAUUCUCUCUCCAUUAACGGUGGAUACUAUGGUUUCUUUAAAGGAAGAAAAGGACUAAGACAAGGAGAUCCGCUAUCACCACUCUUGUUUGUAAUUGGAAUGGAAUACCUCUCAAGAUUGCUUGUUGGGUUGGAACAAGACAGACUCUUCAGAUUUCAUCCUAGAUGUGAGCAUCUUAAAAUCUCUCAUUUAGCCUUUUCGGAUGAUCUUGUUAUGUUUUCAAGAGGUGACUCGAACUCGGUGCAGGCUUUAAUGAAGUGUCUUGAUGCUUUCUCAAAGUGUUCUGGGCUUCAUGCUAAUAAUAUGAAGUCUAACAUUCUCCAUGCGGGAAUUAAAGCUGUGGAGUUGGAACAAAUUAGAAUCUCUGAUCUUCUAUGUGGGUGGCCAUUUCAAACAAUCUCCUAUGCAGGUAAAUUGGAGCUUGUUAAUUCUGUAAUUCAAGGCAUUGAAUGCUUUUGGCUUGCCAUCUUCCCAGUACAAAAAUCUGUUCUUGAUCAUGUGGCCAAACAUGAAGAUUCUCCCUUGUGGAAAAAAUUAGUAGAUUUGAAAAAUCAUCUGAUUCAGAAUUGUGGGAGUAGCAGGGCAGCAGAGAGACAGAUUGAGCAGUGGGUUGUGGAUGGACAAAUAUCAUCAUCCGUGGCUUAUGAGUACUGGAGAAACAAAGGUAAUGAUGUCCCUUGGUUCAAAGAAGUUUGGAAGUGUGGAAGUAUUCCUAGACAUGCAUUCACCGUUUGGCUAGGAGUUAAAGGGAGGCUUCCUACGAAUGACAAAUUAAUUGGGGAUGGCAUCAAUAGAGAUUGUGUUUUCUGCAAUUCUGAGAUGGAAACUAUUGAUCAUAUUUUCUUUAAAUGUCACUUCUCAAAAGAGAUUUGGGGUCAAAUUAAGGCUUGGCUUGGCUUAAGAAGGGAAAUGUCUUCCUUAAAGGCAGCAUUAAAAUGGCUGCAUAAGGAAGCUAGAGGCACCGGGAUUCAACCAACGGGGAAGAAAAUCGGCUUGGCUGCUACGGUUUACUUAAUUUGGCACUUCAGGAAUAGGAGAAAGUUCGAAGGUAAGAUCAUAUCUCCUCCCGAACUGAUUGAUGUGAUAAAAAGGUACACUUACAGAGCUAUCUUUGAUAGAUUUAAUAUGUUUCAUAUCCUUUGA